UUUUAUCCCCACCGAGUUUGACUCAAUCAACAAAAUUUUGCCGUUUCCAUCCAUCAAUCCAACCCUCUAUACAAGCUAUGAAGCUCCUCACCAUUUCCCCUUCUCAAAGCAUCCCCUGUUUUCCCCUCUGCUCUGUUUUUGUCUCCCUUCCAGCAAAAAUGGCGCCUUCCAAGCUACUCACCCUUUUCCUCUCCGCCGCCCUGCUGGUCCUCCUCCUUCGCCCCGCCGCCUCGCAAUCCCCCAACGCCGUCGUUAGAGGCGGUUACUGGUUCCCGGAAAGCGGGUUUGCAUCCUCCGCCAUCAACUCCAAGCUUUUCACUCACCUCUUCUGCGCGUUCGCCGGCGUUGAUCCGCAGACCUUCCGGCUCACUGUCCCCGACGCGAAUCAGCCUCAAUUUUCGACCUUUACCCAGACGGUUCAGCGCCAGAACCCGUCAGUGAAAACCCUUUUGUCGAUCGGCGGCGGCAAUGCCAAUCUCACUACUCUGGCUGCCAUGGCAAGCCAGCCCGGCGGAAGGAAGGCGUUUAUCGAUUCCUCCAUAAGCCUUGAAUGGCGCGCCGCCGUGGCGGAGGAAGCUAGGAGCUCCGGCCAGUCUCCCCUGCUUUUAUCCGCCGCCGUCCUCUACUUAUCCUACUACUACUCUCCCUCCGUCCCAUAUCCUGUCCAGACCAUAUCAAACUCCCUGGACUGGAUCAACCUGAUGGCCUACGACUUCUACGGCCCCUGGUCGCCGACGAUGACCGCCCCGCCGGCGGCCCUCUACAAUCCCGGCCGCCGCGAGAGCGGAGACAACGGGGUCAAUUCCUGGAUCGAGUCGCAAUUUCCCGCCGAAAAAAUCAUUCUGGGGAUGCCGUUCUUCGGUUGGUCGUGGCGGCUCGUUGACCCGGAGAACCACGAGCUUUACUCGCCGGCGAACGGGAAGGCACUGGCCGGAGAUGGUUCGGCCGGGUAUGACCGGAUCAAUGCGUUUGUAGCUCAGAACAGGGGAACCAAAGUGUUCAAUUCCACGGUCGUUUCGGACUAUUGUUACAGCGGGACGACUUGGAUCGGAUACGACGACGUUCAGAGCGUUUCGACGAAGGUUGCUUAUGCUAAGAACAGAGGGUUGGGUGGUUACUUCGCUUGGCAUGUUGGUGCUGAUGAUAAUUGGACUCUUUCCACCACAGCAUCGCAGGCAUGGGGAGCUUAAGGAAUGGUUGGUCGGUUAUGUGUUUGAGGAAGAGAUUCAAAUAGUACAAUACAGGUUGGAUUAGGGGUGGGAAACAAUUAUGUACGGGAAUGAAAUGUAUUCGAAUCGGUUCUUAUCGUAUGAACUGUUUUAAAUAUGCAAAAUGAGGGAUUAAAAUUGAAUUUAGAUCGAGUCGAAUUGAAUCAAAUGAACUAAACAUACUUUAGAUUCAUAUUUGGUCCUCAUUUUUGUUUUA
This is a messenger RNA of Linum tenue, 1425 nucleotides long. The record is from the annotation of a GenBank genome assembly. NCBI's taxonomy places the organism in Eukaryota, Viridiplantae, Streptophyta, Magnoliopsida, Malpighiales, Linaceae.